AUGGCUCCCCUUGUAAACAAAGGCGACACAAUCUAUGUCCCAGCCGAGUUCCUCGGUGGCAACAACGGCAAGAAGCUCACCAUCCACUGGUCACAGAUGCUGAGGUCAAGGAAUGAGGACUAUUGGUUGUGCAAGUACACUGUCGAGUCUGGCGCGGAAAAGAUCUAUGUGCAGGCCAGCAAGCUUGAAGAAUUCAAGCAGAAGAAGAAGGAUGGCAAAGAUUUCACUUUUGUGGUGGAUGACAGUUUCCAAUACGGUCAGGAUAAGGAAAAGACAAAGCGAUUCCUGGUCUUUCAUGACAAAUCCAACAAGCCCUAUCAGCACCGUUUCGUCGAAAAUACCUACACAGAGCUUGGUGGCAAGGCGGCUGAUUUCCUUGAAAGCCUGGGAUUCAAGGAUGCUGGUACCGUUGAGGAUGUGGCGCGGCGCUUUGCUGGCGACGAGCUUCACAACUUCUAA
Messenger RNA from Cladophialophora bantiana CBS 173.52, 459 nucleotides. RefSeq lists its product as uncharacterized. The record is from RefSeq and is a predicted model, not a curated record. The coding region runs from base 1 to 459 and encodes 152 amino acids. The transcript is spliced from 3 exons. Lineage: Eukaryota; Fungi; Ascomycota; Eurotiomycetes; Chaetothyriales; Herpotrichiellaceae.